This is a messenger RNA of Vollenhovia emeryi, 1092 nucleotides long. RefSeq lists its product as uncharacterized. Bases 385 to 1092 code for a protein of 235 amino acids. The transcript is spliced from 3 exons. The record is from RefSeq and is a predicted model, not a curated record. NCBI's taxonomy places the organism in Eukaryota, Metazoa, Arthropoda, Insecta, Hymenoptera, Formicidae.
UCCUUCAUUAAAGAUAAAGUACUUGCUUUAAUUACGAGUGUCUUCAACGACUUUUCAUUAUUAAUAUUGACGGAGAAUCAUGUUAGAUCAAUGAAUAAUUUAACCUAUAGAACUCUAGCUUAAAAUAGCAUUUUAUCCUUGUCGUAUUUAAAGAUGAAAGAUAUUCGAGACAGCAUUUCCAGAGCAUCCUGUCGUUUCUCCGUGACGAGUUCUAGUCAAUCACAAAAUGCGGGCGAACGAGCCAAGCCUAAAUUUCACCGUAAAACUGGGUCAGUCUAAAGUACCCGUUAACCGGCCAGUCAAGUUUCAAUCGUCCAGCAAGAAAGCACAUCUCGAGAUGUCCUCUCAUUUCAUUUGAACGUCAGACAAGAUCAAGAACGCAAAAUGAGAGCCGCCUGCUGGCUGCUGCUAAUCACCGUCCUCGCGCAAUCGUGCUCGCGCCUAGAAUCGAGGGCCAACGAGGGUUUUGCGAUAGGAGGAAACGUUAGCAGUGAGCUCGAGGAUUCCCCGAGAUCGCGGGAGGAUCUGGAGCAAUUGAAGAAGCUGUUGAGGCAGAAUUCGAAUUCUUCGGCAUCGGAAAACGGCACGGUGACCGCGACCAAACAGGGACCUUGUCAGUGUAGCGGCGGGAUCUGCGGAUGCUGUUCAAGAAUCCUGUACGACACAUGGAAGCAAAAGGCCUGCGUGAACAUCACGUACGAUCCUGACGAAUUCAGCUUCACCGCCAAUAUCAUGAUGAACGACAGAGUCCUUUAUACAAGGACUGUUUCCGGAAAGAAUCCUAGGCCGAUUUGUGUUCCUGUUCCGCGGCUACCGAUCAGAGCGUGCGUCAAAUUUUAUAAUAUAUAUUUCCAAGGCAGAAACAUUCAUCUGUGUCUCAAUAUGGAAGGAAAGUUCCAGGAUACUACACUGUUUAAGGUUAGUUUAGACUGUCUUAGAUUCGGUUCGAACGGAUUAGCUCUGUUAAAGCCAGAGGACGGAGGUGGUUUGGGCCAAGUAGAAUUUUUUCCGGAAGAUUCGGACGACAAUGAUGAUUACGAUGACGAGGACGACGACGACGACGACGACGACGACGACGAUGAUAUAUUUUAA